Messenger RNA from Phymastichus coffea, 888 nucleotides. RefSeq names its product leucine-rich repeat-containing protein 51-like. The transcript is spliced from 2 exons. Gene Ontology annotation, molecular function: protein binding. NCBI's taxonomy places the organism in Eukaryota, Metazoa, Arthropoda, Insecta, Hymenoptera, Eulophidae. Bases 297 to 884 code for a protein of 195 amino acids. The record is from RefSeq and is a predicted model, not a curated record.
UCAUCGACAUUGUCUGCAAAAUUACUUUUCUUUAUUUCGUUCUAACCAGAUACGCUGUCUUCUUACACGCCGUUAACAUUGAGAGCUUGCACCGUAUCACCCACGACCGAGACAAUACAACAACUGCGCAAGCUAAUUCGAUAGUUUUUACAUGAUUCUCUUUUUUUUCUUUCUUUCAUUUUUUCACCAAAUUGAUAAAUGUCAAUAGCGCAGAGUCGCCAGUUAUGAGCCACUGGCACGGCUUAUCGUUUUUUUUUCUAAUAAAAUUAAACCUGAUUCGAGUAUUUUGAUCGAGAAUGGCGAGAAAUCCAAACCGUUCCGAUUAUCACCGCGAAGAGGACGAAGAGAUGCACGCGAGUCCUCCACUGGACUUAUCCUUCAAGAACGCCCGUACGAUCAACGAUCUACUCAAUCGCGCCGUGCAAUCGACUCGCGUCGGUAAGCUACCGGAUCUGUCGGUGAACGAACGCUACCUCACCAGUUCUUUGUGGCUAAGCAACAACGUCUUCUCAAGCUGCGCUGGCCUCGACAAUUUAGCCAAACAUUUCCUCGAGGACCCGACCGAGCUCCGUUGGUUGGAUCUCGCCUACAAUCGCAUCGGUGACCUCGACGACGAGCUUUUGAAAUUUAAAAAUUUGACGAUCCUCUACUUGCACGGUAAUCUCUUAUCCGACAUGAAGAGCAUUGUCAAAUUGCGAUCUCUAACAAACCUCCGCAACCUCACGCUUCACGGCAAUCCUAUCGAGCAAAUGCCCGCUUAUCGCCGCUACAUCGUGGCUAUACUGCCGUGGAUAACGAAUUUGGAUUUCUCUCCAGUCAUCGAUACUGAGAAAAAAAGGGCUUUACCAACUGGAUUUCACAAGACAGUGCAAGUCGACUUGUAAAUAA